AUAAAGCCAUCUGGUGCUCUGUGCUGCGUGCGACCAUCAAAAUAUCAGAGACGGACACUGAAGCCACCUUCCGUUGAAGCUGGCUUCAGUUUCUCGUCAAAGCUAUCAAUUUCCAUUAUCUGAAAAAAGCCCCACAACAAGCAAAGCAAAGUCUCGUACUCUCUCCCUCUCGAUUUCUCAGAGUGGGACAUUGUUAGAGUCCAGAAUACGGGGUGCGAUACUGAACUGAACUGAAGAUAUUCCUGUCUAUUAAUAUUGGCAUCCUUGACAAAAUCAUGGCUGUCUGCGCAAGGUUUCGGUUGAUUUCCUACUCACCAGAGAUUAUAGAUGGACAGCCAAUCUACGUUUCUUCAAAUUGCCUUCCAGUCAAGGAUAUAAGAUAUGAACCUGCUGGGCAUGCUUUUCAUGCUGCUGCUCUCAAACUCCUUGGUUGUGAGGAUAAAAAUGCAGAUGGUGAUGAUCAAAAGGUGGUUGAAAACAAUAAGGAACAGACAUAUGUGCCAUCACCUGAGUCAUAUAGCAGCAAAGGCAAAAAGAAAUCUGGUGCUGGAGCAAAGCAACAAGAUCACUAUGCAUUAUUGGGUUUGAGCCACUUAAGAUAUCUUGCCACAGAGGAGCAGAUAAGAAAAUGCUACCGUGAGACUGCUUUGAAACAUCAUCCUGACAAACAGGCUGCUCUCCUUCUUGCUGAGGAAACAGAAGCUGCAAAGCAAGCAAAGAAGGAUGAAAUAGAGAACCACUUUAAGUCCAUACAGGAAGCAUAUGAGGUGUUAAUUGAUCCUGCGAAGAGAAGAAUAUAUGACUCGACAGAUGAGUUUGAUGAUGACAUUCCCACUGACUGUGCACCACAGGACUUCUUCAAGGUGUAUGGUCCAGCUUUCUUGAGGAAUGGAAGGUGGUCUGUUAACCAACCGGUUCCGUCUUUGGGUGAUGAGAAUAGUCUGUUAAAAGAAGUUGAUGGUUUCUAUAACUUUUGGUAUGUCUUUAAAAGUUGGAGAGAAUUCGCACAUGCUGAUGAGUUUGAUCUGGAGCAAGCUGAGUCCCGUGACCAUAAGCGCUGGAUGGAGAGGCAGAAUGCAAAACUCUCAGAGAAGGCUAGGAAGGAAGAAUGUGCACGGGUACGUGUUCUUGUUGACAAUGCUUAUAAGAGAGACCCAAGAAUACUGAGGAGAAAGGAAGAGGAGAGAGCUGAGAAGCAGAGGAAGAAGGAGGCUAAGUUUCUGGCAAAGAAGUUGCAGGAGGAAGAAGCUGCCAGAAUUGCUGAAGAGGAGAGACGUCGGAAGGAGGAGGAGGAAAGACUGGCUGCAGAAGCAGCUUUACAGCUAAAGAAGGUGAAGGAGAAGGAGAAAAAACUCUUACGCAAGGAAAGGGCUCGUCUUAGGACACUUUCAGGGCCUGUUAUAUCUCAGCAUUUGCUUGAUUUUUCUGAGGAUGAUGUUGAAAGUCUUUGUAUGUCAUUCGAUAUCAAUCAGCUAAGGAAUUUAUGCGAGAGGAUGGAGGGGAAACAGGGGCCUGAGCUAGCAAAUGUUCUCAGAGAUGCAUACAGACAUAAAAAUGAUUCUGAGGAUAGGAAAGAAGAUGAGCAAACUCAACAGCAGAAUGGUACUGUAGAGGCUAAUGGUAAUGGCUCGUUAGGCAGCUUUGAGAAGAAGGAGAAACCUUGGAGCAAAGAAGAAAUUGAACUGUUGAAAAAAGGUAUGCAGAAGUAUCCCAAAGGAAUAUCUCGUAGAUGGGAGGUUAUUUCAGAAUACAUUGGUACAGGUAGAUCUGUGGAAGAAAUUUUGAAGGCUACCAAAAUUGUUCUUCUUCAGAAGCCUGAUGCUGCAAAAGCAUUUGAUUCAUUUCUUGAGAAGAGAAAACCUGCGCAGUCCAUUGCAUCUCCACUUACAACUAGGGAGGAAAUAGAAGGGGUAUCGAGAAUGCAGGGUUCUCAAAACGGUGAUUUAAAGAUCGAUAAUUCUGAAGAGUCUUUAACCGGAAGCACAAACAACCAGAAUGCUUCUGAUUCGAAUGCUGCAAAUGGGGUUUGCUCCAGUUCAGAGCAAGAUGUGUGGUCUGCUGUACAAGAAAGAGCACUGGUUAAGGCUUUAAAAACCUUUCCAAAGGAAGCCAAUCAGCGAUGGGAACGGGUUGCAGCAGCAGUUCCUGGGAAGACCGUGAACCAGUGCAAGAAGCAAUUUGCAUUGCUGAAGGAGAGCUUUAGAAGUAAGAAAAAUGCGGUAUAGUUUGUUGGGCUUUUUCUUUGAGGGUGCAUAAAAAUUGACAAAUGUGCGCGAGGGGACUGUUUCGGGGUUAUUCAUCAUAUAUUUAGUUCUUUCAAGGUGGGAAACGUUCAAGUUACACUGAACUUGAGAUAAAUUUAUUCUUUCA
Messenger RNA from Juglans regia (Persian walnut), 2370 nucleotides. Its product is annotated as dnaJ homolog subfamily C member 2-like. Bases 276 to 2225 code for a protein of 649 amino acids. The record is from RefSeq and is a predicted model, not a curated record. Gene Ontology annotation, cellular component: cytosol. Gene Ontology annotation, molecular function: ribosome binding; Hsp70 protein binding. Gene Ontology annotation, biological process: 'de novo' cotranslational protein folding; regulation of translational fidelity. NCBI's taxonomy places the organism in Eukaryota, Viridiplantae, Streptophyta, Magnoliopsida, Fagales, Juglandaceae. The transcript has 2 exons.